Molecule: messenger RNA, 759 nt
Organism: Hemisphaericaspora subhashii
Lineage: Eukaryota; Fungi; Ascomycota; Pichiomycetes; Serinales; Debaryomycetaceae
Exons: 1
Coding region: 1-759 (252 amino acids)
Biological process (GO): mRNA splicing, via spliceosome
Cellular component (GO): U2-type spliceosomal complex; RES complex
Molecular function (GO): RNA binding
Source: RefSeq, a predicted model, not a curated record
AUGUCUCGAGCGGAUUAUCUAUCUAAAUACCUUAAUUCAUCUUCACAGGAAGAUAACAACAACAAGAAGCAAAAGAAGAAGAAGAAAUCCAAAAAGCAUGAAAUUUCAACUCUUGAAUCAAACAUUAUAGUUGAAAAACCAGACUAUCACCAACUAGAAGACAAUGGAAAUGAAGAAAUACUAGAAGAUAUCGAAUCAUCUGAAUACAAUGAACAUAUGCCUGUGAAAGUAGAUAUACCGACAAAGAAAAUCAAUAGAGGGUUUAAGAGAAUAGAUACUGGAACAACAGUUGAUUCAUCAUUAACACACCCUUCCAAAGAACAGAAAGUACAACAGGAAACAGUAUAUCGAGAUUCUUCAGGUAGGAUUAUUGAUAUUGAAGCAAGAAAAGCACAAUUUGAAGCUGAUAAAUUACAACAAGAAGAAUCAAAGAAGGUUACUGAAAUUAGAUCUACACCAGAAGAACAGAUACGACAAGAGAAACAAUCAUUUAAACAAAAACUUUCAAAUUUUGAAGAUCCAUUACUUUCAUUCCAAGACGAGAAGAAAGAAGUUUUUGAAGAUGCUAACUUUUCUAAGUUUGUAUAUAACAAAGGUAUUAAUCCACCAAAUAGGUUUGGAAUCCCUGCUGGAUAUUUCUGGGAUGGAAUUGAUCGAUCUAAUGGAUUUGAAGAAUUGAUGAUGAGAAAACAAACUGAAACAAGUUUUAAGAAAUUGGAUUCUUCAAUUAAUGAAACUUAUGAACUUGAUUAUGACUAG